ACGUACGGUAUGGUACGGUACACGCGUGCAGGACAAUGUUGUUGCUCCGAUGUUUUCAUCACAUGUUGUGGGACAGUGCAAGUAGGCAUCAGCAAUGUCGUCGCCGGUGUCGUCGUGGAUUGGAAGUAAUCCAGAGCACAUCGUCAAUAUGUUAAAAUACCGCAUAUCUCCGGCUAUAUAUCUCCCACAUAUUGAACGUGGAGGUACUCUUCUGGAGUUACUGGACAUACUAGGCAAAGAUUCCAACAGUGAAGAGAGCGUGGCAGAAUCUGAGAGGGACGAAGAAGAACUAGUGCCAGUGAAAAUUGAGCAAGAAGAAGAGAAGGAAUCAGAAAGUGGUGACAGUAAUGACAAUGAUGUUGACAACGUACUAGUGCCAGUGAAAAUUGAGUAUGAAGAAGACGAACUUCAAGAAGAAGAAGAGAAGGAACCAGAGAAUGGUGACAGUGAUGACAGUGAUGACAAUGAUAUUGACAACGUACUAGUGCCAGUGAAAAUUGAGCAUGACAAAGAUACAGAGAAGUUGCAUCCUGUGGAAACUAUAGAGACAAAUAAAUCUGUAAAUGAAGGAGUAAAUGAAGAAUGGGAUCCAACAAAUGACAUUGAUUUUUAUGUACAGCUGUUUACUUCUGAAGGCGGUUUAAAAGAAGCGGAUGUGACACAAAGUGGUAUACAAAUAUCAGCUUCCAGCAUCAGGGAAAAGGGUAAAUUAUGUGUUGAGUAUCGAAACAAGAAGGGAGAAGUAAAUGAAAAAGAACAAGAAGAAGAAAACAAUGAUGAAGAAGAAGAAGAGGAAGAAGAAAAUGACAACGAAGGAGAAGAGGAGGUGGAAGAAGAAGGAGAAGAACUUCAAGAAGAAGAUGACAAUGAUGUUCACAACUUAGUACUAGUGCCAGUGAAUAUUGAGCAUGAACAAAAUGAAAAGCACAAAUCUAAGGAUGAGAAGUUGCAUCCUGUGGAUACUGUGGAGAAAAGGAAAUUUUUAGAUGAAAGAGAAACAGAAGAAUUGGAUCCAAAAAAUGACAUUGAUGCUCCUGUAGAGCUGUUUACUUCUGAUGGCGGUUCAAAAGAAGCAGAUGUAAAACAAAGUGGUAGACAAAAAGCAGCUUCCAGCGUCAGGAAUAAGGGGAAACGGUUCCGAAUUACAAGGGUCUGUGAAAUAUGUUCUGCAUCUACUGAUGACAUGUCAAAGCAUCUUGAAAGGACACACAAACUGUCGAAGGAGGAAAGGCAGAAAUAUCUAUUGGCUGCACGGGGCAGAAUCCCAAUUAGAAGAAGAGCGAUGAUUGAGAAUCCCAGUACCGGUAGAAAGCAAAGCAAAAGAGCAGACUGUCCAUUGUGCCAGGGAAAAAAUUAUACUUCAUUACAAAACCACUUCGAAACCAAACAUGGACUUGAGGCCAAUGAAGCAAAGGAAAUCCGUAAGAGAAUGAAACAAGGUGUAGAACUGGUUGAAGCUGAUCAGCUAGGAACAGAUGCAGCAGAUUCUGAGAGGGAAGAAUCUGAGAUGGAAGAAGAUAUGAAGGAACAUCAGGAAAGCUUAGAAGAUGCAGGAAUGAACAAGAAGCAGAGACAGACAGAAGAGGAGAGUAAUGAUGAGGAUAACGAAGAUGAUGAAGGUGAUGACAAGGAUGAAGACUGGGUGCCUCCGAGAGAUUGGAAAAACACAAGGCAACAGGAAUGUGAUCGACCAAAUGUAGAAAAGGAAAACAAGAAGGAAGAAGAACAUGAAAAAAAAGAAGAAGAGGAAGAUGACAACAAAGGAGAAGAGGAGGAGGAAGAAGAAGGAGAAGAACCUCAAGAAGAAGAGAAGGAACCAGAUAGUGUUAUCAGUAAUGACAAUGAUGUUCACAACUUAGUACUAGGGCCAGUGAAUAUUGAGCAUGAAAAAAAUACAGAGAAUGAAAAGCACAAAUCUAAGGAUGAGAAGUUGCAUCCUGUAGAAACUGUGGAAACAAGUAAAUCUUUAGACGAAGGAGAAACACAAGAAUUGGAUCCAAAAAAUGGCAUUGAUGCUCCUGUAGAGCUGUUUACUUCUGAUGGCGGUUCAAAAGAAGCGGAUGUGAAACAAAGUGGUAGACAAAAAUCAGCUUCCAGCAUCAGGAAAAAGGGGAAACGGUUCCGAAUUACAAGGCACUGUGAAAUAUGUUCUGCAUCUACUGAUGACAUGUCAAAGCAUCUUGAAAGGACACACAAACUGUCAAAGGAGGAAAGGCAGAAAUAUAUAUUGGCUGCACGUGGCAGAGUCCCCAUUAGAAGAAGAGCAAUGAUUGAGAAUCCAAGUUCCGGUAGAAAGCAAAGCAAGAGAGAAAACUGUCCGUUGUGUGAAGGAAAACAUUAUACUUCAUUACAAAACCACCUUGAAACCAAACAUGGACUUGAGGCCAAUGAAGCAAAGGAAAUCCGUAAGAGAAUGAAACAAGGCUUUGUAAAACAGGGCCCAGGUGUAGAACUGGAUGAAGCUCAUCAGCUAGGAACAGAUGCAGCAGAUUUUGAGACCAAUGACCUGCUCAGCAGGUACCGCUCAUUUAUUAAUCUUGCCUCUGACACUACCUAUGGGGAAUCUUCAUCUACUCAACAUUGUAGGCAGUUAAAGAAAAUGUGCGAGAUGGCAUUUUCAAAGCUGCUCAAAGGAGGCCUGACCCCCAGAAUAAAUGAUGAUGUGGUUCCCUCUGGAGAAUGCAGCAAGCAGAAGGAAAGAGAGGCAUCAAAUUCUCAGAUGGAUGCAGUUAAGGAUGAUGUGGUUCCCUCUGGAGAAUGCAGCAAGCAGAACGAAAGAGAGCAAUCAAAUUCUCAGGUGGAUGCAAUUAAGGAUGUUCCGGGAGAAGGUGCAUGCAGUAGCGUAGAAGAGAGACCUACAAAGAGGAAGCGAAAACUCCUGGAUAGCGAGGAGGAGGACAUUUUAAGAACAGAAGUACAACAAGCGGUCAACAAGCCAAGAAGGAAAGGCUUGCGUUUCAGAGAAAUAAUUGCCGAAGCAUACAGCAACAGCCAACUCAAAAACGUGGUAGUGGUUCAACAGUACUACGAUAAAGCAAGAUACAUGGGUCUUUUGAAGUGAAGCACCGUUAUCUACAGAAGGAGUACAAACAACUUUGCUAGGUCCAUCCAAUCCCAUCUGAGUCUGAGUCCUGAUUGGAACCCUUAAAGGCAUUGUUUAACAAUGUUGAAUCUGAGAUGCACGGUCCUACAUGUUUUUAGUGUCUGUGAUAUUGUGUAAUAUUGAAGCCCUAACAA
This is a messenger RNA of Strongylocentrotus purpuratus (purple sea urchin), 3237 nucleotides long. RefSeq names its product DNA ligase 1. Bases 95 to 3061 code for a protein of 988 amino acids. Lineage: Eukaryota; Metazoa; Echinodermata; Echinoidea; Camarodonta; Strongylocentrotidae. The transcript has 13 exons. The record is from RefSeq and is a predicted model, not a curated record.